UUAUUUGAAUUUUGUCAAUUCUUUGUGUCGAUAAUCAAUCAUUAGUGACGGAGUAGGAAAAAAAAAUGUCACAAUCAUCAAGUUUUAAUAGUUCCCAAUUAAUGGGCGGUUAUGAUUCAUCAUUUGCCAUGGAUUCACCCGUUGCAUAUCAACGGAAUUUUUCAAAAUUUUCAAAGCUUGCCGAUCGAUCUCGUACUUUGUUCAAUGAUGAUAAUUUUUCAUCAUCAUUGGCUGCUAUCAAUGAAACACCAACAUUAAAUCAAUCAAAUAAAUCGACCGAUUUUCAUCAUCAAUCUAUGAAUAUAACAUCACAAUCACCAAUAUCUACAAAUAAAUUGAUGAAUAUAUCGACAACAAAUGCAACUAUACAAUAUUCAAGGAAUAAUUUAGAUGAUCAACAUAUUACUGAAGAUGAAAUGGCUCGUUUAGCAAUAUUUGAAUCAUUUUUUGAAUUGAAUCAAAAAUUUCUACCACCAUUAGAUUUACAACAUUCACCAACACAACAUUCUUCGAUCACUAAUGUAUUUUCAAUGAUGGAUCAAUUUCAACAAACAUGUGAAGAUAAUCUAUUAGUUACACAACGAUUGUUGGAAAAUAAGAAUCAACAUUCAGAAUAUCAACUAAAUUAUCUAAAUAAAUUCUGCCAAUUAAUACGAUUAGAACGUAAUAUUUGGUGCCUUUUAAAAGUAUUACUUGGUGAUCGUUUCACGGCUACAAUGGUAAUAAAUGGUGAUCAUCAACGAAAUCUUUUGGCUGCUGCUGCUGGUGGUGGUGGUGGUGGUGAACAGAAUAAUCAAUCAAUAAUGGAUAUGGAAAUUGAAGAAGAUAUGCGUCUCCGUUUAAAUGAUUCAGAAUUAGUUGAACGUGCUAUGGAAAAGAAUUCAAUGUUACGUGAAAUGCAAAUCAUAAUCGAUUGGCUUGAAUCAAUGUAUGAAGAUGAAGAUGGAAAAUCAUUGGAAAAAAUGGAUUUCUAUUCCGAUGGUCCUGGAUAUUGGGAGAAUACAUUACAUCAAUUGAAAAUGUCUAAACAGCGUAGUAUGUCUAUGUCAACUGGAAAAAAUGCCCGAAUUUUGUGCACAGAAAUGGAUCCAGAUGCACCGAUUCGAAACGGCCAGCCAUUACAUGAUCUAGAUAAAGAGGAUGAAAAUCGUCUUUUUCAUCAUCUUUUCAAAUUAAUUCGAUCAGGGCGGCUACCCGAAGCAAAAGAAAUUGCCGAACGUUUUGGUUAUUUUUGGCUAUCAGCUGCAUUGGAAGGUUGGAUUUUUCAUAAUGAUCCAAAUUAUAAUGAAAAAAAUGAUCAAUCAGAUGAACAACAAGAACAAUCAAUGAUAAUGUCAUCAUUAUCACCGAAUAGUCGAAUAUCGAUGGCUACACAAUUUUCAUCCACCGUAAAACAAUUGUCACCAAUUGAAGGUAAUCCAUAUCGUGAUCUAUGGAAACAUUCAUCAUGGAAAUGUUCAAAAAUGGAUGGCACUAAUCUUUAUGAACGAGCAAUAUUUGCCAUAUUCAGUGGAAAUCGUUCUGUAUUGAUGCCAUUAUGUAAUAAAUGGAUGGAUAAAUUAUGGGCAUAUUUUAAAUGUUCACUUGAUGUACAUUUUGAAAAUUUAUUGAUUGAUACAAAUAUUUCCAAACCAGAUAUGCAACCAAGAAGUAAUAUUGAAUUACCCGAUUCUUAUUGGGAUAAUCGUCUUACACCGGAAGAAAUUUUUCGUGAAUUAGAAACACAAUUUAGUUUACAAACAUCAUCAUUUAUUACAAGAUUAGAAGAAGAAUGUUAUCGUGCCGUUGUUAAAGAUGUUAUAAUGGCCAAUAUUGAUUCACUUGUUGAUCAUCUGUAUGAAUGGUCUAAAACAAUACAAACAAAUCGAGAAUCACGAACAAAAAUGAUUGCCGAUCAAAUAUCACGAUCAUCAUGGAAUAAACUGCGAGAUAUGGAAGAAGAAUUAAUGGUUAAAAUUAUUGAACCAAAUCUAUUACGAUUGUUUGCACAUAUUGUCAUCUGUUUGAAAGAAUUGAACCUUAUCAAUGUUGAACGUCAUUCAACAUUAUGUGUAGAAAUUCUAGAGAUUUAUAUUGGAUUUUUAAUCGAAUAUAAACUAGUAGAAUUGAUUGCAUUCUAUACAAGCUUUUUACCUGAAACUAAACAGGUUCGAACAUUUGCAACAUUAUUGGAAACAAUUGAUGAUGAAUCUGAUCGUCGUUUAUGUUUGAUAAUUGCUAAAAAUGCUAAAUUGAAUAUAUCGGCUAUUCUUACAUUGGUUAUAGAAAAUAUUCGAUUGAAUCGAACGGGAUAUCAAUUGAUGAAUGCAAGAUUAAUACCAUUCGCUAAUUUUGGCCAUCUUGCAGCUGAUAAUAAUAUGAGAAACAAUAAUGGUAGUGUGGAUGGUACAAAAUCAAAAAUGGCAACAUUAUUAUCGAACACGGUUACUGAAAAUGAUAUUCGAAAAAUUUAUGCAUUAGAUUGGCUAUUAUUGGAUGGUGAUAGUCCACAAUAUCUAGAAUUAUUAUGGCAAGCAAAUGCAUUGAUCAGAAAUUUUUUAUUGGAACAAAAAAUUGAUUUAGCAUGUGAAACAUAUAAUAAAUUACCAUCGAAUAUUGUAAACGAAUCAUAUCAAGAAUGGAAAUCAUCCAAUAAUUUUGAUUGUGGUUUUGAUAUUGAAAAUGUUAUACGUGAAUAUCUUUGUCAUUCAUCUUAUUUUGAUGCUAGUGAAGCAUUUAAAAAAUGGCAUCAUUUUCUCUAUACAACAAAACCACGUGAACCAACUAAACCGAAAACACCAAUUAAUCGUAUUGCCGAUCGUGUACUUUAUGAGCAACGGAAAAAACAAUAUGAACAGGAAAUUGAAAUAUGGCGUAAUCAACUUGUGGUUCAAGCUUCAAAUACAACGAAAAAAUUACUUGCUUUUCUUUGCUUUCCCAAUGGUAUAUGGUUGGAUGUUGUUGAUUCGAAUCUAAUGCAAGAGAUUGAUAUGAAUCAUGAUCAUUUAGCAAUGGGUACAAAUGAUCGUCAUCCAAUUUCGAUUGCUGAAGCAACUGUUGAUGAAGAAGCACCAUCAGUUUUAUCCACAGAAUUUGUUAUCGCUGAAAAUGAUCAACAACAAAUGCAACCAGAUGCCGAUCAUGAUGACGAUGAUGUAGAUUUAUUGAUGACACUCAAUAGUCAUCUUGGUAUGGGUAUGGAUAAAGAACAUGAAUUAGUCAUUCGACAACAAUUGGAACGUAAACGAAAUGAAUGGCAAAAUUGUCGACCAGGACAAAUGGAUGGUAUACGACGAAUCUAUUUACCACAAUUCUGUUUUCUAUUACAUUCAGUAUACCGUGAUUCAGGUGAUCAUCAACAAUGUUUACGUGUAGCAGAUUUAGUUGCUGAUGAAAAUCAACGUUUACAUACGACAUUUACACAGGAACAAUUAUCCGAUUUUCUUGCAUUGAUACGUGAAUCAGCCAUAAAAAUUCUUGAUCAUAAAUCCGAUCCAUUUGGUUGUGAUUCUGAUCAUCAUCAUCAUUGAUUAAUUGAUUAUCGAUAUUUUUAUUAAUUGUCAAACAAAUUG
Molecule: messenger RNA, 3551 nt
Organism: Dermatophagoides farinae (American house dust mite)
Lineage: Eukaryota; Metazoa; Arthropoda; Arachnida; Sarcoptiformes; Pyroglyphidae
Gene: Nup107
Product: nuclear pore complex protein Nup107
Biological process (GO): mRNA export from nucleus; post-transcriptional tethering of RNA polymerase II gene DNA at nuclear periphery; protein import into nucleus
Cellular component (GO): nuclear pore; nuclear pore outer ring
Molecular function (GO): structural constituent of nuclear pore
Source: RefSeq, a predicted model, not a curated record